AUGCACGUUCAGGACCUCUACAUGCUCUCAUCAACAAUGCUGGGAUAUUUUCCAUUGGAGGGCCGUACCAUAUUCGGUGCACGCCGCCUGAAGUCGCCGACGACUCCCGAUUUCUCACCUCGACGGCGGACGAUAACGAUAGAGCACGGAUCCAACUCAAGUACCGUCUUCCCCGCUCUACUCGCCAGAACCUUCGAUCGGCCCGCGUACUACCUCUACCCCGAAUCUUGCAGCCAACGGCUUGGAUUGGGGUUGAAAAUCAAGUACGGCUUAAAGUUGCGAGGAUUGAAGUCGUUUGAAUCUCCAGCUACACACACAGCUCCAGCUCGACAUAGCACAUACAAUUCAAUUCCUAGGAGCUCAUACAAUCUCCGUGAGUGA
Striga asiatica is the source of this 381-nucleotide messenger RNA. The record is from the annotation of a GenBank genome assembly. NCBI's taxonomy places the organism in Eukaryota, Viridiplantae, Streptophyta, Magnoliopsida, Lamiales, Orobanchaceae.